Molecule: messenger RNA, 345 nt
Organism: Aspergillus mulundensis
Lineage: Eukaryota; Fungi; Ascomycota; Eurotiomycetes; Eurotiales; Aspergillaceae
Product: Eukaryotic translation initiation factor eIF-5A
Exons: 3
Coding region: 1-345 (114 amino acids)
Biological process (GO): positive regulation of translational termination; positive regulation of translational elongation
Molecular function (GO): translation elongation factor activity; RNA binding; ribosome binding
Source: RefSeq, a predicted model, not a curated record
AUGUCCACCUCCAAGACCGGCAAGCACGGUCACGCCAAGGUUCACCUUGUCGCCAUCGACAUCUUCACCGGCAAGAAGUACGAAGAUCUGUCCCCCUCCACCCACAACAUGGACGUCCCCAACGUCUCCCGCAAGGAGUACCAGCUCCUCGAUGUUACCGACGACGGUUUCCUUUCUCUCAUGGACGACAACGGAGACACCAAGGACGAUGUCAAGGUCCCCGAGGGUGAGGUUGGUGACCGUAUCAACAAGAUGUUCACCGACGAGGGCAAGGACUGCAACGUCAUCAUCCUCACCUCCAUGGGCGAGCAGAUGUGCAUGGAAGUCAAGGAGGCUCCCAAAUAA